GCUUGGCGGUGGCUGAGCCUGGGGGCGGGCGAGAGCGCGGGCCGGAAGCGGCGGCGUGCCGGGGGGCUAGAGCUGCUGUUGCCGCCGGAUAGGCCGCGCGGGGCACCGCGUCUUUCUCCUGAAGCCGCUCCUCAGCGUGGAGGGCAGUCGCCAUGUCGUUGGUGAACCCCAUCCAGAUCCCCAGCCGCCUCCCGCUGCUGCUCACGCAUGAGGGCGUGCUGCUGCCCGGCUCCACCAUGCGCACCAGCGUGGACUCGCCCCGCAACCUGCAGCUGGUGCGGAGCCGGCUGCUCAAGGGCACAUCGCUGCAGAGCACCAUCCUGGGCGUCAUUCCCAACACACCCGACCCGGCCAGCGACGCGCAGGACCUGCCGCCGCUGCACAGGAUUGGGACGGCUGCGCUGGCGGUCCAGGUUGUGGGCAGUAACUGGCCCAAGCCCCACUAUACUUUGCUGAUUACGGGCCUGUGCCGUUUCCAGAUCGUACAGGUGGUCAAAGAGAAGCCAUAUCCCGUUGCUGAAGUGGAGCAGUUGGAUCGGCUCGAGGAGUUCCCCAACACCUGCAAAACUAGGGAGGAGCUAGGAGAACUGUCGGAGCAGUUUUACAAGUAUGCAGUGCAAUUGGUCGAAAUGUUGGAUAUGUCUGUCCCUGCGGUUGCUAAAUUGAGGCGGCUUUUAGAUAGUCUGCCAAGGGAGGCUUUACCAGAUAUCCUGACAUCAAUUAUCCGAACAAGCAACAAAGAGAAGCUCCAGAUUUUAGAUGCUGUGAGUCUGGAGGAGCGGUUCAAGAUGACCAUACCACUGCUUGUCAGACAAAUUGAAGGCCUGAAAUUGCUUCAGAAAACCAGGAAACACAAGCAGGAUGAUGAGAAGCGGGUUAUAGCAAUACGCCCUAUUCGGAGGAUUACACACAUCCCAGGAGCUUUAGAAGAUGAGGAUGAGGAUGAAGAUAAUGAUGAUAUUGUCAUGCUAGAGAAGAAAAUACGCACAUCCAAUAUGCCAGAGCAGGCCCACAAAGUCUGUGUCAAAGAGAUAAAAAGGCUCAAGAAAAUGCCUCAGUCAAUGCCAGAAUAUGCUCUGACUAGAAAUUAUCUAGAACUUAUGGUGGAACUUCCCUGGAACAAAAGUACAACUGACCGUCUGGACAUUCGAGCUGCCAGGAUUCUUCUGGAUAAUGACCAUUAUGCCAUGGAAAAAUUGAAGAAAAGAGUGCUGGAGUACUUGGCUGUCAGACAGCUGAAAAACAACCUGAAGGGCCCCAUUCUGUGCUUUGUUGGCCCUCCUGGUGUUGGUAAAACAAGUGUGGGAAGAUCAGUGGCCAAGACUCUGGGUCGAGAGUUCCACAGGAUAGCCCUUGGAGGCGUGUGUGAUCAGUCUGACAUUCGCGGACACAGGCGCACCUAUGUGGGCAGCAUGCCUGGCCGGAUAAUCAAUGGCUUGAAGACUGUCGGGGUGAACAAUCCAGUGUUCCUGUUGGAUGAGGUGGACAAACUAGGAAAAAGUCUACAGGGUGAUCCUGCAGCAGCUCUGCUUGAGGUGUUGGAUCCCGAACAAAACCAUAACUUCACAGAUCAUUAUCUAAAUGUGGCCUUUGACCUUUCCCAAGUUCUUUUUAUAGCGACUGCCAACACCACUGCUACUAUUCCACCUGCUUUGUUGGACAGAAUGGAGAUCAUUCAGGUGCCAGGGUAUACACAAGAGGAGAAGAUCGAGAUCGCCCACAGGCACUUGAUCCCAAAGCAACUGGAGCAGCAUGGGCUGACUCCUCAGCAGAUUCAGAUCCCUCAGGUGACUACUCUGGACGUCAUCACCAGGUACACCAGAGAGGCAGGGGUCCGCUCUCUGGACAGGAAGCUGGGGGCCAUUUGCCGAGCUGUUGCCGUGAAGGUGGCAGAGGGACAGCACCGAGAAGCCAAGUUGGACCGUCCUGGCGUGGCUGAGGGAGAAGGUGGCAAAGAACACAUCCUAGAAGAUGCAAAACCGGACUCCAUCGAUGACACUACUGACUUGGGCCUACCACCUGAAAUGCCAAUUUUGAUUGACUUCCAUGCUCUGAAAGACAUCCUCGGGCCCCCAAUGUAUGAAAUGGAGGUGUCUGAGCGCUUGAGUCAACCAGGAGUGGCGAUUGGCUUGGCCUGGACCCCCCUGGGUGGGGAAAUUAUGUUCGUGGAGGCGAGUCGCAUGGACGGCGAGGGCCAGUUAACUCUGACUGGCCAGCUCGGGGACGUCAUGAAGGAGUCGGCCCAUCUCGCCAUCAGCUGGCUCCGCAGCAAUGCCAAGAAAUACCAUCUGACCAACGCUUCUGGAAGUUUUGAUCUUCUUGAGAACACAGACAUCCAUCUGCACUUCCCAGCUGGAGCUGUCACAAAAGAUGGACCAUCUGCUGGCGUUACCAUAGCAACCUGUCUCGCCUCACUUUUUAGUGGGCGGCUGGUGCGUUCAGAUGUAGCCAUGACUGGUGAAAUCACACUGCGAGGUCUCGUUCUCCCAGUGGGUGGAAUUAAAGACAAAGUGCUGGCAGCACACAGAGCAGGACUGAAGCAUGUCAUCAUUCCUCAGAGGAAUGAAAAAGACCUUGAAGAAAUCCCAGGCAAUGUCCGGCAGGACUUAAGUUUUGUCACAGCGAGCUGCCUGGAUGAAGUUCUUAACGCAGCUUUUGAUGGCGGCUUUACUGUGAAGACCAGACCUGGUCUUCUAAACAGCAAACUGUAGGCCCAACGCGCAGCUUUUCAGAAUUUUAAAUGAAAAGUGCCAAAAGGUACUGACAAGAUGAUUUUAUUCACACCAGUAGGGUUAAGCAAAAUGCCCCUAAUUUGUGAACGUAAUCACAGUAACAAAUCUCACUCGGGUGGUGGCUAGUGUUUAUUACAGAAAUGUUAAUUUAAUAAAUUGAUUAAAUGGGAACUGAA
Molecule: messenger RNA, 2908 nt
Organism: Sus scrofa (pig)
Lineage: Eukaryota; Metazoa; Chordata; Mammalia; Artiodactyla; Suidae
Gene: LONP2
Product: lon peptidase 2, peroxisomal
Biological process (GO): protein quality control for misfolded or incompletely synthesized proteins; protein catabolic process
Molecular function (GO): serine-type endopeptidase activity; ATP hydrolysis activity; ATP-dependent peptidase activity
Source: RefSeq, a predicted model, not a curated record